Guyanagaster necrorhizus is the source of this 1460-nucleotide messenger RNA. Its product is annotated as Thioesterase/thiol ester dehydrase-isomerase. Gene Ontology annotation, cellular component: mitochondrion. The record is from RefSeq and is a predicted model, not a curated record. Gene Ontology annotation, molecular function: fatty acyl-CoA hydrolase activity. Gene Ontology annotation, biological process: acyl-CoA metabolic process. The transcript has 12 exons. The coding region runs from base 150 to 1349 and encodes 399 amino acids. NCBI's taxonomy places the organism in Eukaryota, Fungi, Basidiomycota, Agaricomycetes, Agaricales, Physalacriaceae.
GUUGCAUCCACGAUGUUCAAAGCGUUAUCUGGACAGGGCCGACACGCACUUUGCCACGUUCCGUAGUUGAAGAAACGCAAGAUGUAACAGUUAUGGACAAAUUAUUGAAAGUGGUUAGGACUCGCUCUGAUCCUGCCUAUCAUGCGAUCAUGCCUAUGCGGACCCCAGUCAAAUGGUCGGAAACACUGCUAAAUACUGCGCCCAAGCCUGGAGAGGAGGCUACCGUUCAACCAACGCCUAUCGAUUUGACUCCGAGAUAUAUGCAUGACUCUUAUACAGAGCUUAUACUUCCUUUUGGGUCUUCGCUGGAAUUAUUGGAAGAGUACAUAAAUGCUCAUGGCACAAUCAGGACCGGCAAGCUUAUGGAGCACCUCGAUUCACUAGCCGGGUCGAUUUCCUACAAGCAUACACUUGGGCCAGGCGUUGAGACUCUUGGUCGCAUCAAGGAAAGGGGAUUCUACAUCGUUACAGCGUCGGUGGACAGACUUGAUAUGCUCGCCAACUUGGACCCCACCAGAGACCUUCGCCUAAGCGGUCAGGUCAUAUACACCGGCAAGAGCUCUAUGGAAGUAGCUGUGAAAAUGGAGAGUAUUGGUGGUAGCAAGGAUAAGAAAACAGUGCUUCUCGGUCGGUUUUCUAUGGUAUGCCGUGAUGCUAACACCCACAAAGCGCGGAAUGUGAAUCCUCUGGUCAUCAGCACUCCAGAAGAAGAAGCAUUGUAUGCUAUGGGUGAAGACAUGAAGCGGCGACGUCAAUCUGUGGCGCUGCGCUCCUUGGACCGUGUGCCUCCCAGCUCAGAGGAGGCCGAAGCGUUACAUUCGUUCUAUCUCAACUAUGGUCUAGACGAAGCCAAGGAUAUAGACCGUGUCUGGAUGGGAGACACUCGUGCAGAAAAGUGCAUGCUCAUGUUCCCACAGGAACGGAAUGUUCAUCAAAAGGUCUUUGGUGGACACCUUAUGAGAUUGGCAUAUGAGCUCGGCUUCGCCAACAGUAGCAUGUUCACCCGGGGUCCUAUACGUUUCUUGUCGCUGGACGGUAUCUCCUUCGCCAAACCCGUUCCUAUCGGGUCUAUCCUUCGUUUGACAUCAUACAUCCUGCACUCGACCACAUCGGCCCAGUUUCCCAUGAUUGUCCACGUAGGAGUCACAGCCAAUGUUGUAGACGCAAAGACCGGCUCCGAGCAUACGACGAAUGAGUUUAGGUUCACCUGGGCCAAAGAAGAGGGGCACAAACUCAACCGAAAGGUCGUGCCGAAGACCUAUAAAGAGGCAAUGCUUUGGCUUGAAGGAAAGAGAGCGCUAGAGCUCGGAGACCAAAUCCGCGGGAUGCGGAGUCACAUCAAGGAAUAACCACAGGACAACGCAAGUCAAUCACAUCUGAAUGACGUUUUAAAUUGAAUGGAUACAAAACCACUACGAGGAACUAGAUGAAUCUUAUCGUAUAAUAUAAUCACAUACAAG